AUUUCCACUACGUUGUUGGAGUGGUGUGUUUUUGUUUUUUCCUUCCUUAAUCUUCGUUCUCCAUUUUCAUCUUAAUAUUCUUAAAAUUAGAAGAAGAAAAAUGUAAACACAGGCAACGACGACGAAGGCAGCAGGAACAACGUCUCGAAGAUAAGAAAUAGAAACUCUUUAAAGAGCAGCCGAGGAGAUGAUGAAACGAAAUUGUUUGUUUUGAGAAAAAUGUUUAUCAGUACUUUGUGCAACUCGAGUCGGUAUCGGGUUCGGGUCGUGAGGAAGCGACAAGCAAUUGACGUCUCUGUUCGCGAAUAAAGUAGGGCCGUGCCCGUCUUAUUAUUAUAUGUGUUGUUUGUCUGAUAAAUUUGAUAUCAUCUUAAGAUCUCAAGCCAUAUCAAGCCAAAGUAGAGCAGAGACAAUCGAACCCGUCUUAUCAGUCAUUCAGUGAAGUACCAAAACACCCAACGCGCCGCAGCCGCUUCGCAUUCGUAGAGUGUUUUUUCUAGCUCAUCUGCCAAAGUGGCAAUUUGCCUGCCGCCGACCAGUCAUACAUCUAAACUGCUCCACAGAACGACGACGAUUAAGUUCCUAGCGUGCUAGCCUGGCAGAAGAUAGUUUGUGCAGUUAUUUUACUUGAUAUUAUGUUUUGAUUUCAAUUGAUUAUUUGCAUUUUGUUUAUUCUCUUGAGCUGUGCUUAAAGCCUUCUGAUCUGUCGGUGUGUUGUUGGUCUGAAGAGUGAUAUUUCAAACCUGUUUUAAAGUUCAUUAUUGAGUGUAUAAAUCGUAGUGCAUUAAUUUUCAAUUGAAUUGCCUGAGGCUUGACAGAUAAAUAAUAAACGUCAAUUAUGAGUGAAAAUACUGCCACCUGUGUGACAGUGAAAGAAUUAAAUGAAUCACAUGGGUGCUAUUCUCGACUGCAAGAACUUCGAAAGUUCUAUGUUAAAGAGUUCGACGAAGAACCCAAAUUCUAUGUUCGAGUUCCAGGGAGAGUUAAUAUAAUUGGAGAACAUGUAGAUUAUUGCGGAUAUCCGGUUCUACCGAUGGCAAUUGAGCAAUCUAUUCUUCUAGCAGUGGGCUUCACCAAGGCGAAUAACUUCUUGUACUUGCGAAAUAUUGAUGUAAUUUUCGAUAAUUACAAAUGCGACCUUAAAUCAUUCAGGAUUGACAUCCCUGAAAAGGGUGGUCCAGAAUGGUACAAAUACUACUUAUGUGGAGUAAAAGGCAUUUUCGAAAAUAUGAACAUAAACGACUCGGGCUCAAUCGGAAUGUAUGUUGCAUUAAGUGGCAACAUUCCCCAUGGUUCAGGACUCUCUAGCUCAAGCGCAUUAGUUAGCUCUGCAACCCUCGCAACUUCUUUCGUAUACAAAACCUCACUCAAUCGUAAAAUGCUUGCAUCUGUAUCGGCAAGUUGUGAACGUUAUAUCGGAACCCAAGGAGGUGGAAUGGAUCAAGCUAUUGCAUACCUAGCCGAGGCAGGUUGUGCACAAUUUAUUGAAUUUUAUCCUGAGCUCAAAACCACAUCCAUACAAUUGCCGCCGAAUGCAUGCUUCGUCGUUGCCAAUAGUCUUGCCGAAAAAAAUAAAGCUGCUUCGUCGGACUUUAACGAGAGGGUUGUAGAAUGCCGUUUGGGAUGCCGGAUCCUUGCCAAACGAAUGAAUUUCGAAAACUGGAAGAAUAUACUAAGAUUUGCUGAACUACAAAAUGCACUAAACUGCCAUCUAGAUGAACUCGAAGCUAUGGCGUCGAAGAUAUUAUCCAAAGAUAUUUAUACCCGAGAAGAUAUUCUACAGGAACUGCAAGUUUCUGAGAAAGAAUUCGAAAAUGACUGCCUUACACCAAACACACGUAAAAUGAGCCACUUCAAAUUACGGCAAAGAGCCCUUCACGUUAUCCAAGAAUCACUUAGAGUGCAGAUAUUCCGUUCAACUUGUGAGGCAACAAUGACGUGGGGAAAAGUCGACACUCUUUCCAAACUCAUGCAAGAGUCACAUCAAAGUUUAAAACACCUCUAUGAAUGCUCGCACCCGAGUUUGGACAGAUUGAUUGAAAUAUCAGAGGAAGCUGGUGUGGGAGCACGUUUAACAGGUGCAGGUUGGGGUGGAUGCAUUGUGGCUUUGUGUGAGUCUAUUGAGUCAUCCAAGAAAUACAUUGAACUACUCAAGAUGAAAUAUUAUUCGAAGUUAUCGAAAGUUGAUGAAAGCAAUUUGGAAAAUGUAGUUUUCGCAACUUUUCCACAAAAUGGUGCUGAGAUAUUAGUAAUGGCAUGUGCCAGAGAUAUUCCCUCGAAAAUAUAGAAUAUUUAGAUGAAUUUAUAGAACAAUGAGGAUAUUAUAAAUGGUAUUAAAUUUUUCAAAAAAGUUAUCAACUAAAUAUGUGUACUGUAUAUCAGAUAUUUUUUUUAAUAGUUUAAUUGAAUUAUACGAAACUUAAGAAAU
Messenger RNA from Eupeodes corollae, 2428 nucleotides. It is a transcript of the gene Galk, whose product is annotated as N-acetylgalactosamine kinase. The coding region runs from base 839 to 2287 and encodes 482 amino acids. Lineage: Eukaryota; Metazoa; Arthropoda; Insecta; Diptera; Syrphidae. Gene Ontology annotation, molecular function: ATP binding; galactokinase activity. The record is from RefSeq and is a predicted model, not a curated record. Gene Ontology annotation, cellular component: cytosol; cytoplasm. Gene Ontology annotation, biological process: galactose metabolic process; carbohydrate phosphorylation. The transcript has 5 exons.